GGCGGUGCGCGCUCGGCUUUGCGCCGCUAUAAAAGGCGCGGGCGCAUACGCGGCGUAGUGCUGGGCUGGGAGGUGGCGCCGAGCGGGUCUGUGUGUCCGGGCUGGGGCUGCGCUGGGCCUGGCGGCUCCCCUGUUCCGCAGGGGCCCCUCCUCCGCCACUUCCGCUGCCUUCGUUCCUGUACGUGCGACCGCGUCUCCAGCCCUACGAGGCACUCCUGUAAACCACAGGCUCCUGGUGACAACCAGCCUGAAACUCCUGCUGCGGGGAUUUCAGCGUGGUGCUGCUGCAGAGGCUGGAGCUGCAGGCACGUGGGUGUUUGGGGAGCUCCUCUGGGUGCCCCUGCCCUCAUUUCCACCCCAGGGCAGCUUCCCUGGGAACCACUCCUGGAUGUGGAAGCUGCAGGGAUGGAUCAGCUUCAUCAUUCACUGCAGGUCCCAUUAGACUGCAGAUUGAACAUUCUGCAUUCUACCUGUCCUUUCCCACCCAGCUAAUCCCAGAAGAUCCUUCUUUGUCAAACCCAGGGGCUGAUGCAUCCCUUUCCCUGCUCCGGUACUGGACUCCUGCAUUCCAGGAUCCUUUCCCCACUGAUGGGAAUGAGGGCUUCUCCUCCGUAUUAUCUCUCAGCCUUGCUUGCAGCAGGUGUGUAUCUCCAGUGGAGAGAGCCAGUAAUAGGAGAGGUGUCCUCCUGGCAAUUGGUGACUGAGCAGCGUGCUGCCCAUUAUGGCUGGUUGGUUUAGGCGGCUCCUGCACAAACCCAAGCCCAACUCAGUGGAGAGCCUCAAGUCCAGCCACUCUGCUUCAUCCUCACCUUCCUCCUCCUCCUCCUCUUCCAAGAGCUCCAGCUCUUCUCCUGGCACGAGCUCAGCCACCAGCUCCAUCUCGCCGUCACCUGUGCCAGCAGUGGACAUCAGCGCCUCGGACAGCCCCCGGUGGGACAAGAGCUACGACGUCUGCAUCUGCCACAGCGAGGAGGACGUGGAGCUGGUGGAGGAGCUGGUGUCCUACCUGGAGGGCCAGCCCGAGAGCUUCCGCUGCUUCCUGCAGCUGCGGGACGCGGCGGCGGGGAGCGCGGUGGUGACGGAGCUGUGUGACGCCGUGCAGAACAGCCACUGCUGGGUCAUGCUCAUAACCCCCGGCUUCCUGCGCGACCCCUGGUGCAGGUACCAGAUGCACCAGGCCCUGGCUGAGGCUCCCAUGGCCAAUGGACGCACCAUCCCGGUGCUGAAGGACGUGGAUCGCAAGGAUUAUCCCAGGGAGCUGUGGAACAUCUACUACAUCUACAUGGUGCUGAAGGAGAAAAGCUUCAGGCAGAUCAGAGACACUGUCAUGCGCUACCUCCAGGAACUGUGCCGGAGCUCCACAAAAGGGACGGAGUAGUGCUGGGAGAGGCAGAUGCAUCCUCAUGGGCAUCGUGGAGCUGCUGCUGUUGGUCUGGGUGUUGGCGUGUCCCAUUGCACCUUGAGGUCAAACCUGAGCUGCUCAGACCUGGGAGCCAAGGAUGGGGAGUUCCCGACAUCCAGGAGGGACAGCAGACCAGAGCCCACCACGUCCCAGUGGCCAAAGUCUCCGCAGGGACAGGGACAUCCAUCACACAAACACUAAGCUCUGACAUCGGGUGGUUCUCGGGGUCACAAGAGCUCUUUACUGCGCUGCCAUUUGCUGUCCUGAGGGCUCCGGAAUCCCUACUAAGCUGACAAGACCCCUGUUGGGCUGUGGGCAAGACAAGAUGAGGCAGGCAGUGACUUCGCACGGAAUCGUUGCGACUACGAAAAUGCAGAAGUUUUAAAUUUUG
Messenger RNA from Oenanthe melanoleuca, 1793 nucleotides. RefSeq names its product TIR domain containing adaptor protein (gene TIRAP). The record is from RefSeq and is a predicted model, not a curated record. Gene Ontology annotation, biological process: signal transduction. The transcript has 7 exons. The coding region runs from base 722 to 1378 and encodes 218 amino acids. Lineage: Eukaryota; Metazoa; Chordata; Aves; Passeriformes; Muscicapidae.